AUGUUCGCAAUCAAUGGGGCCGACUCCCCGUCGCCUUCCCCCGACGCGACCGUGCUGCAAGUGUCAGUGGUUCAGGGCCGGAACUUGCAGCUUCCAGGCGGCGUGCAGGACAAAGGCGGAGCCACGGUGUCGCUCUCUCAGGGAAAAAACCAGGUGAAGACAGCAGCGAAGACGGGAGCGGCUCCCAAGUGGCUCCAGGACUUUAAGAUUCCUCUGGACUACUCGCCUGGUGCUUCCCUGCCGCAGCCAGGCGACGUCGUUCUCCAGAUAGCAAUUACCUCACCUGACACGGGAGACGAGGUGCUGGCCACGUGUGAUGUUGACGUGGCAGAUCAGCUGCAGGGCGGCACAGUGGUGCGCUGGUAUCAAAUCAAGGACAAGGACGGCGCUGGGGUCGGCGAAGUUUGUCUUGUUCUGCGGAUUGCGAAGCCUGCCGCCUUGCGUCCAGGUGGUGCUUCCCCCAGCCACCCCAAGAGCAGCGUCGCCAUGUCCAGUGAGGGUAUUACGGCCGUGGUUGGGCGGCUGGAGAGGCGGAGAAACAUCCAGAGCGGGAGACUCUCGGCGCAGAGCUCUGCUGAAGGCACAGGGGAAUCCUCAGGUGAUUCCUCUGGUGCUGUCGCAGCAGCAGGAGCAGACUCACCUGGUGCUGCUUCUGGUGAUGGGUCACCGUCAACCUCCCAACAACAGCAGUCCUCCUGGUCGGGAGCUUGGCGGUGGGGGGACCGACAAAACAAGGGCAGCAGCUCAGACAAGGCAAUGGGGUCCUCUGUGGGCUCUUUGUUCCAAGGCAGGGCGCUGAAUAGCUCUGCCCGGCGGGCUGACGAGGCUGCGAGUCCAAAGGCGCGCAGCAAGGGGGGGAGCGUUGAUUUUCUGGGUAGUUGGGGGACUUACUGGUAUCGGGUCGAGUGGGAGUGCUAG
Closterium sp. NIES-65 is the source of this 918-nucleotide messenger RNA. The record is from the annotation of a GenBank genome assembly. NCBI's taxonomy places the organism in Eukaryota, Viridiplantae, Streptophyta, Zygnematophyceae, Desmidiales, Closteriaceae.